Molecule: messenger RNA, 3354 nt
Organism: Symbiodinium sp. CCMP2592
Lineage: Eukaryota; Dinophyceae; Suessiales; Symbiodiniaceae
Source: the annotation of a GenBank genome assembly
AUGAUCGGCCUACCUACAGAGCCUGGAACGACUUUGCCCAUGUACUUCGAGGAACCGCAUGAGAUCUUCUGGUUUGGGGAGAUCUUUGAGGUUUGCGAGUCCAAAGGUGUCGAGGAAUCGCGGGGUCGUGCCGUAGAGCAUCGGGCGUCCGAGGACUUCAGCUCUGCCGGUGAUUUUGACAAGUCCACGAUCCAUGAGUGUUCGGACGAUAUCGCCGCAGGCAACGCCUCGAAUGUUCUCGAGUUCGGCGCGGGUGACCGGCUGGCGGUAUGCGAUGAUGGAGAGCGUCUCGAGCUGAGUCCGGGUCAAUCGCGUCCCCGCUCUUGCUCGGUGCAUCGCGGCGACGACUGGAGCAUGUUCAGGAAGGGUCAUGAUUCGAUAGCCCGCUGCGACGCGUUCGAUUCGGAAGGAUCGAUUGGUCGACUCGUACUCCUCAUUGAGCGCAUCGAUCGAAGCGUCCAGAGUCUCUUGGGAGAUGGACUCAGAAGACCGGUCGAGGAGGUUGAGUGGAUCGAUGAUCGCCUGGGAUUUGAGCGGACGAUCCGCGGUCAUAAGCAGGGCUUCGAGUGCCGCACGCGAUCUGGAAUCGAGUGGCUUGAUUUCGGAGGUCAUUGGCGGGUUUUCAGUUUGCGGCGUCAUGGGGGGAUGGUAUCACAGUUCUGGGUGGAAAUGGGCAAUUCUGAGGAUGGGCUCAAGGAGUUGACCGAACAUGAGUUGCAUCGGCGGCGAGAGCGCCUCUUCCUGAUCCUGUCGGGGAUCUUUCUUGGGACACUGGCGAUGCUCAAUAUUCUUGGCAUCACGAGGUUUAUCAAACUCUUUGAGAUCGACUUUGACAAAGGCGUCGAUGGGAGUACGGUUUUUGCGGUUGCUGUCGGCGUGCUUCCUUAUCCGAUGACCUUCUUGUGCACAGACUUUAUUUCGGAGUUGUAUGGUCGCCGGAGAGCGAAUGCGGUGGUCUGGGUGGGCUUGAUCUUGAACCUGUGGGUGGUCUUCAUCCUUUGGCUCGGCGGAGCGCUUCCUGGAUUUGAAGCGGUCGGUCCGGAGGGUGAUAUUCUGACGGAUGCCGCUGGGAGACUCCCUGUGUUUUAUGAGGUUCGCUCGCUCGCAUUUGGUGCGGUGACGGCUUCGAUGAUUGCGUACCUUGUCGCUCAGCUUGUCGAUGUGCAGGUUUUCCAUUUCUGGAAACGGCUGACAAGGGGUAAGCAUCUUUGGCUGCGCAACAAUGGAUCGACCUUGGUGAGUCAGCUCGUGGAUACAGCAGCCGUGAUCCUUAUCACGCAUUUCUAUGCGAAGGCGCUCCCGAUCAAUCCGGAACAAGAACUCUGGUUGCAGUUAUUCGUGUUCAUCGCGACUGGGUAUGUGUUCAAGCUGGUUGCGGCGCUGAUUGAUACAGUGCCGUUCAUUAUUGGGACUCGGCAUUUGCGCGUAGUGCUUGUUGAUGAUGAGCCGCAUAUCACGCACAUGGUCGCUCGUAAGCUGAUUCAAAACGGUUAUGAAGUUCAUACCGCGAUGGAUGGCCAACAGGGUUUGGAGUUGAUCCACUCUGUUGGACCUGAUCUUGUGGUCACGGAUUUGCAGAUGCCGUAUAUGAGCGGUAUUGAUAUGUCAACGCGUCUUUGGAAUAGCGAGAAGACAAAGAACAUCCCUGUGAUCAUGCUUUCCGCUCGUGGAUUUGCGAUCGAAGAACAAAUCAAGGAGCUCGGCAAUAUCCGUGCAUUGCUGAGCAAGCCAUUCGGGACCAAGGCGCUUGUCGAUCUGAUUCGUAAGACGCUUUCGGCACUCAAGAAGCGAUGCGCCGAGCUCGGACUGGUCGAGUGGUGUGUCGAUAUCAACGGACUCCCAGUCUCUGAUCCAGCUUGUCGGGGUCCAUUGAAACUCUGGCUCCUAAGCAACCCUGUCCGGCAACGCGUCAUUGAGUGUGCGGAGAUGUGGGCAACGAUGGAGUCGCUCGAGAUGAUCGAAGCGGCUCCUGGGAUUCGUCUCUAUCCGUUCACCAUCGAGCAUCAUGGGCGUCGCACUGGAUUCAGCGUGAUGAUUGGCUUUACCCAAGAAGUGCUCGAGUCUUCACUGCUCAAUGAUGGGUUCGCGGGAGAUCCGCUGACACUCGCUUCAGUCGAGCACAAAAUCACUGAGAUGAUCCGGCCGUGGGAUUCGAUGGACGCUGAGAUUAAGCAGAUGCUCUCGUGGAUGUACGGAGAUCUCGACAGCGCUCGGACAUCCGAGGGAAUCAUCGAGAGCUAUGCGGACCAGUUGACUGAAUCCUAUGAGACCGUCACGGCUUUGCACAUGCUUGGGCGUGACAUGGGGAUGGUGACCGAUCCCGCGAACUACAUCCGUCAGACUCUGGAGAUGAUUGCGGCAACGAUUGGGUAUGACUGGACGGCGUAUGUCGUGAACACUGAUGAGGGCGAGUCAUUGCUUCAGUCGAAGCUGCACCAGCAGGGUGAUCAUCACUUUGAUGAGCAGGAACUCCGAUCUGAGAUCAAUCGUCUUCUUGAGAUUGAACCGAUCGCGGUUUCGGACAAGACGGCGGUGUAUCCCGCGGAGGGCUUGUUCGAUUCACUCGAUCCGCAGGUCAUGAUCCAUCCAGUCCAAGCGUACGGACACAAAUACGGCUGGCUCGUGCUUGGUGGGAAGCAGGGCGAGGAUUCGUAUGUCUCCUCGCACGAUACCAAGACCAUUGACUCGAUCUCUGGGAUCUUCUCGGCGUUCCUUGAGAACACGCGUUUGUAUGAAGAACAGCGACGCGCGUUUGUGGGGACGGUCAGAGCGCUUUCUGGCGCGAUCGAUGCGAAGGAUCGGUACACACGAGGUCACUCGGAUCGCGUGGCGAUGCUCUCAGAGCAACUUGCGAUCGCUUCGGGGUAUUCGGUCGAGGAUGCGAAACGCGUCCGCUUGUGCGGGAUUCUGCAUGAUGUUGGGAAGAUCGGUGUCCCUGAAGAGGUCUUGUGCAAAAACAGUCGCUUGACGGAUGAGGAGUUUGAGCUGAUCAAGCUGCAUCCGCAGAUUGGUGCGGACAUGCUGCAGGAUCUUCCGAGUCUGAAGGACAUCAUCCCAGGCGUGCUCCAUCACCACGAACGCUGGGACGGACGCGGCUAUCCGCACGGGCUUGCUGGAGAGGACAUCCCUGAGCUUGGCCGGAUCUUGGCGCUUGCGGAUACUUUCGAUGCGAUGAGCUCGAAUCGUGCGUAUCGGUCCGCGAUGCCUCGCGAGAAGGUGCUUGCGGAGAUCGAGCGUUGCUCGGGAUCGCAGUUUGAGCCUCGGCUUGCGGAGCUGUUCCUCGAGCUUGAUUUCACGGCGUAUGACGAGGCGGUGCGGGAUCACGCGGCGCAGGAUGUCCGCAAGGCGGCGUGA